Messenger RNA from Pseudonaja textilis, 692 nucleotides. RefSeq names its product yippee like 5 (gene YPEL5). The record is from RefSeq and is a predicted model, not a curated record. Lineage: Eukaryota; Metazoa; Chordata; Lepidosauria; Squamata; Elapidae.
GAGCCAAGCCAGGGCCGGAGAGUGGGACCUGCCUGGCUGAGUGGGGAGAGCGACGCUCGGAGCUUUCUCGGGGACGAAGCAGGUAGCCGGCGCCGAGGCGGCUCUUUGGCUGCCCGCUUUUUCCUUUCAGUCCAGGCUGCCUCGGAGUCGCGGGUCACUUCUUGGGCUCUAAUAAUUUUUAAAAUGGGCCGCAUCUUCUUGGAUCAUAUUGGUGGUACUCGCCUAUUCUCCUGUGCAAAUUGUGACACAAUUUUGACCAACCGCUCAGAGCUUAUAUCUACCCGUUUUACAGGAGCUACAGGACGAGCCUUUUUAUUUAACAAGGUAGUAAAUCUGCAGUACAGUGAAGUUCAAGACCGAGUUAUGCUCACUGGCCGUCAUAUGGUUCGUGAUGUUAGCUGCAAGAACUGCAACAGCAAACUUGGCUGGAUAUAUGAAUUUGCUACUGAAGACAGCCAGCGCUACAAGGAAGGCCGUGUUAUCCUGGAAAGAGCUUUAGUCCGAGAAAGCGAGGGUUUUGAAGAGCAUGUUCCGUCUGAUAACUCCUGAAUGGAAAUCUCUUCAUCUUCAGGCUUUCUUUGUUGAAACUUAAAAAAAGAAAAAUCAACAAAAAAAACCAACCCUUACUUACAUACGCUGUUACCUUAGCAUCUGCGUUGGAUUCAUGAACUUACAAAGAGAGGGAAAGAGGG